This is a messenger RNA of Ilyonectria robusta, 1881 nucleotides long. RefSeq lists its product as uncharacterized. Lineage: Eukaryota; Fungi; Ascomycota; Sordariomycetes; Hypocreales; Nectriaceae. Bases 1 to 1881 code for a protein of 626 amino acids. The transcript has 3 exons. The record is from RefSeq and is a predicted model, not a curated record.
AUGGAGAGCCUGGAUGGGUUGCUCAUGGUCCCUCCAGACCGAGGGCAGAUUCUUGGUAGGGCAGUUUGGAAGACACGAUACGUAGUCGUCGGGAGGCGCAUCACCUCAGCUGGUCAACAGGGUACUUCGAAUCCCAGCUACUCUCAGCUGGUGACGAGCAGCCGAAACAAUAGCUUGACCCCUAAACCGAUUGCAAAGACGCCCACCGACGAAUGCUGCCUCCUCAUCUACAAACACAAGGAGGACAAUGAACCGAACCAACAAUGGCCCAUCAGCGGUAUUGCCGAUUGCCAGGUCCAAAUGGUCGCCCACAGGAAGCAGGGCCCUGUUCUACCCACCCUCAUUGUCACUCUGUCCGACAAAGAGCGAAAACGACGCUCCAGCCGCGCUGCUGGGCUGAUUUCAUCGAACAAGGAGACCAGCGCCAAUACGUUAUGGUUUCGUACGCCUCCUGACGACCACCAUCCCAGUCUGCAUGAUUGGGCGCGCUUCAUUCUGUCCAAGAAGUCGCCCAUGAGUCCCAUGAGUCCCGAGAGCCCCAUGUCUCCCCAAUUCACCAACCCCUUUGCGCCACGAUCCCGCGAUCAGCCCGACUACUUUUCGCGCCCAACCAGCGGUAAUCAGCCUGGCCGAUCGGAUACUCGCGCUCUCCAGCACAAGAGCUCCGCAAAUACGCAGUCCACUGGGCCACGCGAAAGGCCACAUACCUUCAGUUCCGAGUCGCUAAGUCUGCGAUCUAAGAGAAGCGAUGUUUCCUCCCCCUCGAGUGCGAACUACCCCAUCCAGCAAAUGUACCCGAUCCCUGGCCAGCACUACACUACUGUGCUUCCCACAGACCUCCCCUCUGACCUCCCCUCUCCUGUUGGCACCACUGGCGAAUACCAGGGCGAAUUUAUUGAGGGAUGGACGGCUGCUCAGGGGAGGUCUUCAACAAUGAGCUCGCCCAUCCGAGGGCGAGACAGUAUGAGCUCACAGACACCACAGCCCUCGAUCACAGCGACUGACUCGAGCUCACCCCCAGCGCCUCGCGAGACUAUCCUCGACAGAGCCUUUCAACUGAGGUGCAUACCUGGGUCUGAGCAGGAGGUCCCUGGAGAAGAGAAAUUGAGCUCGUUGGCGCGAUUUGAGGCGUUAAUGCGAGAAGCUGACCAAAAACGAAAACAGAGGGAAGCCGCCGAACGAGCGCAUCAAAUGGCAAUACGGAGCGCUUUCGAGGCAUCUGACAGCUCGGAUGAGGCCCAGGACAGAGACUCGGACGAUUCGGAUGAGGGCGCAUACGGCCACAUCCCAGAACGGCGCGGUCCAGUAUUGAUUCCCUCCACAACACAACGCGCCUUGCAGUUUAUUGCUGGCCGAAAUGAGCCCGCACAGCCUCAGAGUUCAGCCAGACCACCAACCUCUAGGACUUCAAUCAACACCCGGGUCGGCUCAGGAAUCGUACCCAACCAGGUUCCCCCUGUGCGGCCACAUACCGCAAACGCCAAAAGUCGCCCCAGCGCAUCACAAAGGAUACAGAGUCCCUCCCAGCUUGCAGCGGCCAUGACCAAUAUGGAAAUAUCGGCAUCGAGCAAGGUUUCCGAAGAAGGCACCCCCCGCCCAAAUGCAGACAAGCGACUGUCUACCACCAGUGCCAAAAGGUUGAGUUUCACCGAGUUUACCAAGAGACUCUCUAGCACCAGCAGCUUACUGCUAGUCCAGACGAACGCUAGUUGGAGUAGCCGGGGAAGUAGCGAGAUCGACAUCCAGUCCUCGUCCAUACCCCGUGGGACGCUAAACCCGCGAGGAACCGGAGCGCCUCCCCGAGACCGAGACGAAAACGACCGGAGAUGCGGAUGGCGCAAUAGUGUUGGAGUCAUCAGCAGCGACGGUGGUUUCCUUUGA